Trachemys scripta elegans is the source of this 3234-nucleotide messenger RNA. RefSeq names its product forkhead box O1 (gene FOXO1). The coding region runs from base 369 to 2318 and encodes 649 amino acids. NCBI's taxonomy places the organism in Eukaryota, Metazoa, Chordata, Testudines, Emydidae. Gene Ontology annotation, biological process: insulin receptor signaling pathway; regulation of transcription by RNA polymerase II. Gene Ontology annotation, cellular component: nucleus. The record is from RefSeq and is a predicted model, not a curated record. Gene Ontology annotation, molecular function: DNA-binding transcription factor activity, RNA polymerase II-specific; RNA polymerase II cis-regulatory region sequence-specific DNA binding. The transcript is spliced from 3 exons.
CCGGGCCGCCGCUGAGUCGCUGCUGCCACGGCCGCGUCCCGUACACUCAACAGGCAGCUGCGCGACCGGGGGAGUGAGUCAGGCUGCAGCUGGCGGCCGCGCUGAGCCCCGCGGACCCCACGGCCGCGCUGGCGGGUGCCCCAGCCGGACAGCACCGACCCUCCCCGGGAGCCUUGAUGAAGUGGCGGAGCUAAGUGUCCUUCUCCCUCCCCCUACUCCGGGCUCCUGCCCGGGGCUCCCGCUCCCCCCUCUGCUCGCCCCGGGAGCGCUGCGCUCCCUCCAGCCCCGUUCCGCUCCUUCCUGCGGGCUCUCUGCCCGCAGCCUCCCCGGCUGCCUCCCCCGGAGCCCGUCCCCUCCCCACCACCACCAUGGCUGAAGCGCCCCAGCUCGUGGACAUCGACCCCGAUUUCGAGCCGCUGCCCCGGCCCCGCUCCUGCACCUGGCCCCUGCCCAGACCGGAGUUCAACCCGUCCAGCUCGGCCACCUCCAGCCCGGCGCCGUCCUGCGGGGGGCAGCCCGACGGGGCCGCCUCUGCCUCGGCGGUCAGCGUCGAUUUCAUCGGCAACCUGAGCCUGCUGGAGGAGAGCGAAGACUUCGAGCCGCCGCCGCCCCCGGCCACCGCGGGUGCAGCAGAAGGGGCCGCUCCCGGUGGCGGCUGCCUGUGCGGGGACUUCCAGUGCCAGGAGGCCGGCUGCCUCCACCAGCAGCAACAGCAGCCCGGACCGCCGCUCCAGCAGCAGCACCCCCCGCCGGUGUCUGCCCUGUCCGCGGGUCCCAUCCCCGGCCAGCCCCGCAAGAGCAGCUCGGCCCGCCGCAACGCCUGGGGCAACCUGUCCUACGCCGAUCUGAUCACCAAGGCCAUCGAGAGCGCCCCGGAAAAGCGGCUCACCCUGUCUCAGAUCUACGAGUGGAUGGUCAAGAGCGUCCCCUACUUCAAGGAUAAGGGCGACAGCAACAGCUCGGCCGGCUGGAAGAAUUCAAUUCGUCAUAACCUGUCGCUGCACAGCAAGUUUAUCAGGGUGCAGAAUGAAGGAACAGGAAAAAGUUCUUGGUGGAUGCUCAACCCUGAAGGAGGAAAGAGUGGAAAGUCACCUAGGAGAAGAGCAGCGUCCAUGGACAACAACAGCAAGUUCGCGAAAAGCAGAGGAAGAGCUGCCAAGAAAAAGGCAGCCCUUCAGUCAGGCCAAGAAGGAAAUGGAGACAGCCCCGGAUCACAGUUUUCAAAGUGGCCUGCAAGCCCCAGCUCACACAGUAAUGAUGACUUUGAUAACUGGAGUACCUUUAGACCUAGAACUAGCUCUAAUGCUAGUACAAUUAGUGGAAGGCUUUCUCCAAUCUUGACAGAACAAGAUGACCUUGGAGAUGGGGAUGUGCACUCUAUGGUAUAUCCUUCAUCAGCUACCAAAAUGGCUUCUACUCUACCCAGCCUUUCAGAGAUGAGCAAUUCUGAAAAUAUGGAGAAUCUUUUGGAUAAUCUCAACCUCUUGUCACCUAGUACAUCACUGACCGUAUCAACCCAGUCUUCACCAGCUACAAUGAUGCAGCAAACACCAGGUUAUUCAUUUGCAUCACCAACCACAAGUAUAGGUUCACCAAAUCCAGACUACCGAAAAUUUACAUAUGCUCAAGCUAGCAUGAACUCUUUGCCCCAGAUGCCUAUGCAAACUCUUCAAGACAGUAAAUCAAGCUAUGGAACGAUCAGCCAAUAUAACUGUCCUGCAGGACUCCUGAAGGAAUUACUAACUUCUGAUUCUCCGCCGCACAAUGAUAUCUUGACAUCAGUAGAUACUGGUGUUUCUCAACCUAGUGGUAGAGUAUUGGGCCAAAAUGUGCUGAUGGUCACAGAUUCAGUGAUGUCAACAUAUGGUAACCAACCAUCCCACAACAAAAUGAUGACUCCCAGUGCCCACCCACACCAAGGACGUAAUCAGCCAACAGUUGCAGUUAAUGGUCGUGCCUUGUCACACACAGUGAACACCAUGUCACAUACUUCAGGUUUAAAUCGUUUGUCCACGGUGAAAACUUCAUUACAAGUGCCUAUGAGUCACCCAAUGCAUAUGAAUACAAUGAACCCUUAUGCUGCUGUUAACAGUUGCAAUGGCUAUGGAAGAGUGGGAAUUGUUUCUCUCCAUCAGGAGAAGCUUCCCAGUGACUUAGAUGACAUGUUAAUUGAACGGUUGGACUGUGACAUGGAGUCAAUUAUUCGUAAUGACCUUAUGGAUGGAGAAACAUUAGAUUUUAACUUUGACAGUGUGUUGCCUAACCAAAGUUUUCCACACAGUGUAAAGACUACCACACACAGCUGGGUGUCGGGCUAGGAGUUAGUGCAAGGCUACAGUUUAAAGCUCUUCAGACUUGUCUGACAACAGGAACUGAGAAAAGUAGUCCAAAGAUGUCCUUCGCCCUUCUUUUAGUUUUCUUGAUAAAACUGUUCUCAUUUUUUCCUUUUGUCAGAAUUGGCAGCAAACAGACUUUUCCUGUACAGGAUGUUUGCCCAGUGUUUGCAGGUUAUGUGCUGCUGUAGAUAAGAACUGUGCCAUUGGAAAUUUCAUUACUCUGAAGUGCCAAAUUCACUACACCAUAUAAUCACAGAAAAUACUUUUGCAUCAUGUUGUGCUUUCGGUUUUUGUACAGUAUGAGCUGUAGAUGGAGAAUUGUUUUUUUUUAAAUAUCUGUUUGGUCCAAAAAAACUAUAAACUUUUUGUAAUACUGUGGUGGUCUCAUGCCCUAAGUAAGUUUAACUUUUAUUGAAGUUAACAUCUGCUGAACUGAUGAUUUGAGAUAAAUGUGGACUUUGUUUUGCAGCUAUAUGAACUGCCUUGUAUUUGUUAAAAUUGAUACACAUUUCAUAUGAGAAAAGAGAGGCCUGGUAAAUAAGAUCCAGCUAAGCUCAUUGAAUAGUCAAAUGUUCAAAACAAACAAUAGAUUAAAUGGCAAUUGGUAUGUUACUGAUAUUUUUAUUAUGUAAAUUUAUGCAAAGAUAUUUGUGGAUCUGAUUUCCAGAUUAAUGAAUGUUAUUGUUGGACUUGAGAGAAUAUUUGAAAUAGUUAUAAAGCUAUUUUGUUCUUAUAAUUAAAGUCUACUUUGCUAUAUAGCCUACCUAAAAAUUUACAGAAUCUAAAAUCUGGCAGCGUUCAUAACCUUCAUUUAUACAGUAUUUUAACUGGAUGAAGUGAACAUUUUUAGAUAUGUGCUUAGCACCUUAGAGUGCUACUAAAGAAAGAGAAAACCUUG